Thermothielavioides terrestris NRRL 8126 is the source of this 1998-nucleotide messenger RNA. RefSeq lists its product as uncharacterized. NCBI's taxonomy places the organism in Eukaryota, Fungi, Ascomycota, Sordariomycetes, Sordariales, Chaetomiaceae. The record is from RefSeq and is a predicted model, not a curated record. Gene Ontology annotation, molecular function: methyltransferase activity. The transcript has 5 exons. Bases 332 to 1831 code for a protein of 499 amino acids.
CUGUUGACCGCUCCGGGCCGUUGCAAGCGGCGUGGGCUGCGUGCCUCGCCUUGAAUCUUUUCAGCAUCACUACUCGGCGGGCAGUUUUCGCGGGGCGGCUGUUGAAGUGCUCUGCCGGCGCUUUCGCCACUGCCCCUGCCCCUGCCCCUGUCUGCUGCCAACCGUCUGCGGGAGGGACUUGAGCCUCUCGAACUGCCGUAUUAACGUCAGUGUAACCAUCGGAAUCACGUCCCGGCUGUCAAGUCGAUAUCCGUCACGCCGCUCCUUUGUUUCGUGAACAACGCUCCCAUUGUUCGGUCCGCCAGGGAGCCGAACGUCGGCCCCUGAUACCAUGGAGCGGCUACAGACCGGGCCAGCUCUCUCCGCGGUUCCCGUCUCCGAGUCGAAGUCAAAGAAACGGAGUCGGGCAGAGACGGAUGCUUCGCCCACAGAAACCUCGGCACCUGCCACGCUUCUCGCGGCGAAACCCGCGGACCCACGGCCCGGCACAGAUCAAGUGCCACGAGCCGCCGCGAAGAACAUCGGCGACUCCUCUCGCAGUCCGUCGCUCGACCCUCCAGCCUCGGCGGCGGCACGGCCUGCCGUUGCUCUCUCUACGAAUCUCAGGGCCAACGCCAGCGCCAGCACGCCCACCUUUUCUCUAGCAGAAAGCAGCUCCCUGUCCGAGACCCUCUCGUCCACGGCGUCGCUGCCCAGCCUGUCCCUGUCCGCGGGAGCGCGCGGCGGCAGUCCUUCGCCACCGUAUAUGUUCUCCGGCUCGUCACGCCCCCCUGACUCGCCAAUUGAGCCCGCCGACGAUGUAGAGGGCAGCACGGACCGGGAUGAGCUGGAGGAGCAGGCCGCGGUGGCGCAGGCCGAGGAGGGCAGCAUCGUCGUCGACAGCGACGACCUGGGCACCGACGACGGCUACGGGACCGACAACAAUACCACGGCGUCCACUUCGCUCGCCGAGAGCGUGCGCGACUACGUCUACGAGAACGGGCGCCGCUACCACCGCUUCCGCGAGGGGCGCUAUAACUUUCCCAACGACGAUGUCGAGCAGCAGCGGGAGGACAUGAAGCACAGCAUGGUCAAGAUGCUCUGCGGCCAGCUCUACUUUGCGCCCAUCGGGGAGCAUCCGCACGAGAUUUUGGACAUUGGCACGGGGACGGGCAUCUGGGCCAUUGAGAUGGGCGAUCUGUUUCCGGGUGCCAACAUCCUCGGCGUGGAUCUCAGCCCCAUCCAGCCCGAGUGGGUGCCUCCAAACGUUCGCUUUAUGGUGGACGACAUAGAAUGGCUCCACCCACGCAACUACUUCGACUACAUCCACUCACGGCACACCGUCAUGGCGAUCAAAGACUGGCCCAAACUGAUGCGCCGCGCUCUAGAACACCUCCGCCCCGGCGGCUGGUUCGAGAUGCAAGAAGUCUACCACUACCCCAUCUCGGCCAACAAUUCCAUGCCGGCCGACCACCCGGUGGCGCAGUACUGGACGCUCAUCAACGAGGGGCUGACGAACCUGGGCGUCAACUUCCACGCGGUGGCGGGGGGCCGGCUGGCCGACAUGAUGCGCGACUGCGGCUUCGUCAACGUGACGGAGCGCGUGCUGCAGAUCCCGCUCGGCACCUGGCCCAAGAACAAGGUGCUCAAGACGGUGGGGCUGUACUGGCGCACCAUCCUGAUCGACGGCAUCCAGGCCAUCGCCCUCGGCCCGCUCACCCGCGGCUGCGGCUGGUCCAGGGAGCAGGUCGAGCUGUUCCUCGUCGACGUCAGGAAGGCGUACCACGACAAUUCCAUGCUGGCGUACAUGCCGCUGCAUCUGGUGUACGGGCAGAAGCCGGCCGCUUAUUGAGUGUUGGUUUUGUUGUUUGGUUUGGCGGAGGGUGCAUGGAUAAAGAUACGUGUUUCACAUCGUUGCGUUUUGGGAGGCCCUGUCGUGCGUCUUAUGAAACGGAUGAUACCACCACGGCUACGGUUGUUUUGUUGGCUGAGACGGGAGUUGGAUUGGCCUUUCUGUUU